ACGGCAGCAAAGUGGCUGGUCGGAAAAAAUCGUGUCGAGGCAAGAGGCGACAUAAAAACGUAACAACUGCUGAUUUCGAUAUUCCCAAUCAAGAACCGAUAACUAGCAAAAUGAAGCUGCCAUUUCUCAUCCUCUCUUUGGUCUUAAUCCAUUGGACUUGUACAAUCUAUGCUGAGGAAAAUGUCAACUCGAAGGAAGAUGUCACAAAUUCGGGCGAGGAGUAUACAUCGAACUAUCAAUAUGUACCGUUGGAAACGUCCCUCUCAAGGCACAAAAGAUCCAUACUAUCGCCCCUCAUGAACAUUUUGACGAAGGUGUUGGGAAAAAGUGUUGUUCUUAUGUUUAAACCUGCACUCGAUAUAUUCAGCUUCGCGUACGGCACACUGAUCGGGAAAAAUGAGUGUCCUCAGGUGGAGAAGUUAUCCCUCGAUUUAAUCCCAAAGAUUAUGGUGAAUCCGUUGGGUACGAUCAAAACUAUAAUAUGCUACGUCAUGGACAAGAUAGGCAGCACAGGCCGUGCAUUAAUGCUCAAAGCAAUUGAGGCAGGUAUAGAAUUCACAAAGAGAACACUUAUACCGGGACUGCAUACAACGCUGAUGACAUUGGACAAGAAAUUCGACUUACCCCCUUCGAUCUCUGCUAUGAUUAAGAUGUUUGACGGCACUUAUAAAAUUAUGAAACUUAUGGGAGUUGUCGGAUGAUGUAGUGCGAAGUUUAACCUCCAAUUUUUAAAAACAAACAUAGAAAACAAACAUAUGUAAAGUAGGAAUGUAUCAUUAAUAGACCGAUAUCUGCUCGACUACCUCGACGAUUCUGCGCUUAAAAAUAGGGCCGGAAGUAGAUUAGAUCGUCGUAACAUGAUUUUUUAAAAAUUCACGUAUAAGAAGUUAGAUACAAUGCUCUGGUUUUGGAAAUUAUUACGCCAAAUCAAUGUAAGCGAUACGAACUGUCCGAAUAGUGUAAAUCACUCAAGUAACACUCCUGUAGUCUACUUCGUCAUAUCGAAUUAUAGGGAUAACUGAUGAAUAAAUUAUAUAUAAGCGCGGCGUGCCAAAUACACUUAAUAUUCCUCUGAUAAAAUCUAAUGAAAAUAUGAAUUUGAAAGUUCUUUCACUCAACCAUGAUAUAUACCUGCGAUGAAAGUAAGCAAUAAAUUAAUCAACUGUCAAAAUA
Dinoponera quadriceps is the source of this 1173-nucleotide messenger RNA. RefSeq lists its product as uncharacterized. NCBI's taxonomy places the organism in Eukaryota, Metazoa, Arthropoda, Insecta, Hymenoptera, Formicidae. The coding region runs from base 111 to 701 and encodes 196 amino acids. The record is from RefSeq and is a predicted model, not a curated record. The transcript is spliced from 2 exons.